UGGGCAAGAUGGCGGCGGUGUCUGCGGCCUCCGCGAAGAGGAAGAGUGGCGGCAGCCCGGCCAGCGCGAGGGCGGUGUUGACAAGCAAGCGGGAGCCCAGUAUCAAGCUGCAGUAUCCGGUGAGCGGGCCCGAGCCGCUCAGUUGGUCCGAGGACAACCGGCUCUCCAUCACCACCGGCAAAAACAUCUACGUCCUGGAGCAGAUUUGCGACAUCCAUAACAACGGGCUGGACAUGGUGAUCCACAGGACCUCGGUGCCAGCACCCAGCCAGAGCUGCUCCCUCAAGGUUGGCUCUCAGGCAGAAGUAAGUGGCUGCAAGGACAAGUUCCUGAGCAAAAAAGAUCCAACUCUAAGUCAUUCAUUAAUGAUGGACAGGGUCUUUAAUCCUGAAGGGGGUGCUUUGUCGCCAUUGCGAGGUUUUAAAUUUACCAGCUGGUCUCCUUUGGGUUGUGACUUCAAUGGAAGGUGUCUGUUAGCAUCUUUGACACUGGACAAUAGACUGUCCAUCCAGGUGAAUGUGAACAGGUUGCAGUGGACACCAGCUUUAGAUAUUACGGAGGUAUAUGGUGAGAUGCUGUAUGAGAACAAAUAUGGGAAUUUGGAUGCGGAUCUGGGUGGGGAGUUGAAGGAUUUCUCUGAAUUCCAAAGGAGACAUUAUAUGCAGGCUCCUGUUAGAAUGGAAUGGUCCAGUAUCUGCAACACUCAACGUGUAAAAGCUAACAAUGAGUGUGAAGACGUGGGCACUGUACUUUUGGCUGUCCUGCUUGAAAAUGGUGAUGUUGUUAUAUGGCAAUUCCAAAUCCCGUUUCAUGGCAAAGAUUCUAUCAUUGCAUGCAGUACCAUUGAAUCAGGUAUUAAUGACCCAAGUGUCCUGGCUUGGUGGGAAUACGAACAUGGUAGUCGCAAAAUGAGUGGGUUGAUUGUUGGCAGUUCUAAAGGACCUGUUAAGAUUCUGCCAGUGAACUUGAAAGCAGUGAAAGGUUACUUCACUCUCCGACAACCUGUGGUUCUUUGGCAAGAGAUGGAUCAAUUACCUGUGCACAAUAUUAGAUGUAUCUCUCUCUACCAUCCCUACCAGAAGUGCAGCUGCAGCUUGGUUGUGGCAGCCAGAGGAACAUAUGUUUUCUGGUGCUUACUAUUGAUAUCCAAAGCUGGACUGAAUGUUCACAAUUCUCAUGUGACAGGCCUCCACACUCUUCCCAUUGUGUCUCUGACAGCCAAUAAACAAACUGCGAGUUUCUACACCUGCUCUGUUGAUGGAACCAUUCGAAAGCUGACUCCUCUUUUCACGGAUGUAGCAGUAAAGUUUGAUCAUACCUUAAUCAAAUUGCCGGAGUCAAUUGGCACAGUGAGACUUCAUGGAAUAUGUCUCAGCCCAAACAAUGCAUACCUCGCUCUUGUGACAGCAGAAGGUAUAAACAAUGGCCUCCAUCCAGCCAGCCGUAUGUACCAGGUGCAGUUUAUCACAUUAAAAACACCAGAAGAAGCAGCUUCUAAAAUUUUAGAAUCUUCCAUUCACAAUUUGUUCAAACAAGUGGACUUACUUGACCUUGUACGUUGGCGAGUGUUGACUGAAAAACGUAUUCCUCCAGAGCUAGAUGAAGCUCUAGACCAUAAACUUCAGACCAAUCCAUCAAAUUACUUGUGGCGUUUAAGACUUUUUCUCUUAAAGAUUUUGUUUCAGACCCUACAAAAGGCACCCAAUGAAGCACUUUGGAGACCAAAUCAUUGUGAGUCAAAGAUUUUGCUUUGUGACAACUCUGCAUUGUUAAGCGAGAAUAAGAGACAGCCAGAUGAGGCAAAGACCAGUUCAGAGAGUACUCAAACAAGCAGAGGAGUUGCAAGUCAAGCCGAGGACUCUUCAGUGGAACCUAAAGAUGGCAAUACUGAAGAACAGAUUCAUGAAAUGAUUGCAAAGAAAUUGAAUGCAAUUCAGACUAACAUUGAAGUAGUGGAACUCCAUCUGACACGUGAACAUAUGAAACGAGUUCUGGGUGAAGUGUACCUUCACACCUGGAUUACAGAGAACACCAGUGUUCCAACCAGAGGCAUUUGUGACUUCUUGACCUCUGAUCCCAGCUACGAUGAUCGGACAGCAAAGGUUCUGAUUUCUCACAAUUUGAAGAAAUUGACCAAACAGACAUUUCCUGAACACUGUUCCCUGUGUAAAGAGGUUCUACCGUUUACGGAUCGACGCAAAGCUAUCUGCUCCAACGGGCACAUUUGGCACAGAUGUGUUCUGACGUAUCAUGCGUGUCAGAGUCUGACCUAUCGCAGAUGUCUGCUACAAGACAGCAUCGCUCGACAGCACUUACCCUCAGACCCUGACUGGAUAAAGCGCCUGCUGCAGAGUCCAUGUACGUACUGUGACUCUCCUCUCUUCUGACAAGCAUUCAAGCCAUUGGACAAAGAACAGGAUAUAUCUGUAUCUUAAGUUUAGCAUUGGGAAGAUGAGGCUUAAGAUAUUUACUCCUCUGUUAGGGGGGUAUUGUGUUUAUUGAAUGGUGGCAUUGUCUUAUAAUUGGAGACAUUCAAAGAUGCAGCUUUGUGUUCUGUGAAACACUAAAGGAAAACCUGGAGGAUUCUUAGCACCUUCUCACCAACAUCAUGAUCAUGACUUGCAAGGGCAAGAGGAAAUGAAUGUAAAUUAUUAUUUCAGUCUGAGAAUAAGAGUGCAGAAGAUGGUCAACAUGAAAGUGCAGGAAAAAUGGGGAAACUCUCUUCAAAAUGGAGUUAGGUUUGAACAGAUGAUGUUCAUGCCCGCCUAGAUCAAGUUUUCAUUUGAUGAAUUCAAGUAACUGUCUAAAAAUUAACCCAUGUCACAAUCUUCUGAUAAACACUUGCUUACUUUUGCAUUUGCAAAGCCAGUUAAACAAGACUAAGGUUGCCUGUGGGAACAAUGUGAAAAUGAAAUUUUAUAUUACUUUGCCUUUAGAGGUUUUGAGUAACGUGUGAUUUGUGUCAUAUAUCCAGAGUGGCUAGGGUACUUUAGACCUUUUUCAAUGUAAUGUCUCCUGAUCCCAGAUGAAUGCCAAAAAUAUCAGGCCUGCAAUGAAAUUAAAGUCCAAAAAUGUGGGGUGCAGAAUGGAGUGGGAAGCAUGGAGUUUGUACUAGAGUUCAGCAAGUAGCAGCCAUAAUGUAAAAUGUCCCUGUAUUUAAAAUUUAGGCUGGGAAAAAUGAAAUGCGCUAACAUGCUACUGGCCUUCAGUCAAUUGAUAUCAGUCAUCGAGGUUGGUUGGUAACUAGUUUUGGACUGUCACUUAGACUUUCUCUAUUUUUUUUUGUUUUAAUGUAUGUUUUCAAUUUUUAAAGCUUUGUUUAAAUUUUGUUUAACGACUACAACUAUUGCGUACAUUUGUGAACGCAACUUAAAACGUGAUAAACUACUUUUUUGUACAAUAAGAAUUGUUUUCUCAAUAAAU
This is a messenger RNA of Hemiscyllium ocellatum (epaulette shark), 3423 nucleotides long. It is a transcript of the gene gtf3c4, whose product is annotated as general transcription factor IIIC, polypeptide 4. Gene Ontology annotation, biological process: transcription initiation at RNA polymerase III promoter. Gene Ontology annotation, cellular component: transcription factor TFIIIC complex. The record is from RefSeq and is a predicted model, not a curated record. The transcript is spliced from 5 exons. Gene Ontology annotation, molecular function: histone acetyltransferase activity; protein binding. Bases 9 to 2387 code for a protein of 792 amino acids. Lineage: Eukaryota; Metazoa; Chordata; Chondrichthyes; Orectolobiformes; Hemiscylliidae.